Messenger RNA from Diceros bicornis minor, 5927 nucleotides. RefSeq names its product tripartite motif containing 25 (gene TRIM25). Gene Ontology annotation, molecular function: protein binding. The record is from RefSeq and is a predicted model, not a curated record. NCBI's taxonomy places the organism in Eukaryota, Metazoa, Chordata, Mammalia, Perissodactyla, Rhinocerotidae.
UCUUGGUGGCUUCGGGGAGAGAGUGCUGCAGUCGCGGCCGUGGUUCCAGCUCGUCCCGUCGGUCUCCCCAGCAGCGCCAUGACGGAGCUGUUCAGUCUGGCCGAGGAGCUGUCGUGCUCCAUCUGCCUGGAGCCCUUCAAGGUGCCGGUCACCACCCCGUGCGGCCACAACUUCUGCGGGGAGUGCCUGGACGAGACGUGGGCCUCCCAGGGCGCGCCGUACCGGUGUCCGCAGUGCCGCGCGGUCUACCAGGCGCGGCCGCAGCUGCAGAAGAACACGGUGCUGUGCGCGGUAGUGGAGCAGUUCCUGCAGGUCGAGCUGGCCCGGGAGGCGCUCCCCGACGGCUGGACGCCGCCCGCCCGCGCCGAGUCCCCGCCCGCGCCGCGGCCCCCCGCCCCGGCCGCCCGGGUGGCCUGCGACCACUGUCUGAAGGCGGCCGCCGUCAAGACGUGCCUCGUGUGCAUGGCCUCCUUCUGCCAGGAGCACCUGCAGCCGCACUUCGACAGCCCCGCCUUUCAGGACCACCCGCUGCAGCCGCCCGUCUCCGACUUGAUGCGCCGCAAGUGCGCCCAGCACAACCGGCUGCGGGACUUCUUCUGCCCCGAGCACGGCGAGUGCAUCUGCCACAUCUGCCUGGUGGAGCACAAGACCUGCUCGCCUGCGCCCCUGAGCCAGGCCAGCGCCGACCUGGAGACCAAGCUGAAGCAUAAACUGACUAUCAUGUACAGUCAGAUCAACGGUGCAUCAAGAGCACUGGAGGAUGUGAGAGCCAGGCAGCAGGAUGUGCGGGAGGCUGCACAAAGGAAGAUGGAGCAGCUUGGGCAGGAAUACAUGGAAAUGAAAGCUCUCAUUGAUGCCUCGGCGGCCAACUCGACACGAAAGAUAAAGGAAGAGGAGAAGAGGGUCAGCAGCAAGUUCGACCACAUUUACCAGGUCCUCCUCAAGAAGAAGAGUGAGAUCCAGACCCUGAAGGAGGAGACUGAACUUACCCUGAAUAAGGGGGACGAGUUUGAGUUUCUGGAGAAAGCGGCAAAACUGCAAGGAAUCGCAACGAAGCCAGUCUACGUCCCCAAGGUGGAGCUGAAUCACGAGCUGAUCAAGGGCAUCUGCCAGAGCACCUCAGACCUCAAAAACGAGCUGAAGCGGUGUAUCAGGCAGUCCGAGGAUAAGAAGCCUGAUGAGCCCACUGGCUCAGGGGACCCUGGAGAGCUUGGUGCAUCGUCCGCAUACAAACUCCCACGCCCUGGGAAGAAAGUCCAGAAAGAUGACAAGAAGCCCAAGAAACCUCCCUCAUCCAGCAAGUCUACUCCCACCUUUGGAGCCCCAGAGCAGACAGUGGAUUCAAAACUACUUGGCCUGGAGGCUGAAGCCAAACACACCACCCCACCGGGGAACCCGGUGUCUCUCAAGGCCAAGGUCCUGGAGGCAUUUUUAACCAAGUCCAGACCUGAGCUUCUGGAGUAUGCUGUUCAAGUCAUCCUGGACUACAACACCGCCCACAACAAGGUGGCUCUGUCAGAGAACUACACUGUAGCUUCUGUGGCUGACGUACCCCAGAGCUACCGGACCCAUCCCCAGAGGUUCACAUACUGCUCUCAGGUGCUGGGCCUGCACUGCUACAAGAAAGGGAUCCAUUACUGGGAGGUUGAGCUGCAGAAGAACAACUUCUGUGGGGUGGGCAUCUGCUAUGGCAGCAUGAAACGGCAGGGCCCCGAGAGCCGACUCGGCCGCAAUAGCGCCUCCUGGUGCGUGGAGUGGUUCAACACCAAGAUCUCUGCCUGGCACAACAAUGUGGAGAAAACCCUGCCCUCCACCAAGGCCACACGGGUUGGUGUGCUUCUCAACUGCGACCAUGGCUUCGUCAUUUUCUUCGCUGUCGCCGACAAGGUCCACCUGAUGUAUAAGUACAAGGUGGACUUUACUGAAGCUCUGUACCCAGCUUUCUGGGUGUUCUCUGCAGGUGCUACGCUCUCCAUCUGCUCCUCCAAGUAGGCAGGCCGUGGACACUCCCUCUGGCUGACUACCUGUGGAGUGCCCAAGACUCUAGUGAAAAUGCUGCAGGUGGAACUCCUGGAGGACUUCCCUGAGAGUCCCCUAGGAUGGACUAGGACAGUCCCUAGGAUGAAAGGAUGGGAGGGGCGUUGGUGGAGGGUGAGGGGGUGGGGGGAUGGGAUAGAGGAGGGAUUUGGCCAAGAAAAGGGGUCGGGUGGGGGUGAUUGUGUUGUGAGUGAGGAGGCGUUUCUACCUCCUCGUGCCCAUCAGGGCAGGGUGACCCCUUCCCUCUUGUUUUGGUAGAUCUCCAGGGUGCUGGGCAGCUGGGUAGGGCUUUGGAGAAUAAGUCCUUACUGCACCUUUCCUCUUGGAGAAAAUCUAUAGCCACUGCAGGAGCUUGCUUGGGUCACGUGGUGUAUGUCCCUUUGCUCUCUGGAGUAGCCUUCAGAUUUUGGUGUUUUGAUUACUCUCUAUAGGGCUAUUCAACUCUAUAGAUCUUUGUAAAAUUCCAAAGUCAUUGAAUUUCAAUAUUACUCACCCCCCACUACCCACAUAUGGGGGUUGGGGUGAAUGCUUAGACUCCUGGUUAUUUUCUGUGCUUGAGGGAAGCCACCACAGCAGAUCUCCUCCCAGACCAGAGUUUCCCAAAGAAGCAUGUCCUCUUCCUCCACUGGAAAAUAGCCCUGCUUCCUUUCCUCUCCUGCCCCCCUCAUCACCCCAAUUGAUGGUUUUAAAAUGUUGAAUCAAACAGGAACCUUUUCAGUCUAAGGCUUCAAAUCAUGAUCUGAAUCAGACUAUGUUGAAUUUUUGAUUUGAUGUCAAGGUGACCCAGGUCCUGUGUGGACGGAAACCCUUCCCACUCCCAAGUGUUAUGAAAGGCAUCUCGGUAGAGACCCUUGGGCUGUAGCCGUGGAGCCUGGCUGGAGGCCUUCUUCCUAUAGCCUAGGCUUUGGGGCAGGGAACUCCUCUGGGCAAGAAGGGACACUGACCUGGGGUGACAGAAGUGUGGUGAUUUUGCUCUUAGAGUGUCUUGCCUUGUUAAUGAUGACUGUUCUCAGUGACAGCCCCUCCCCCACCCCCCACCGCCCAGUGACCCCCUGCCCAGGAUUGUGAGCUGCCGAACUGGCUUGUGUAGAUACCACUGUGGCCAGCACAGUCAAGUGGACAGCUAAGCCCGAUAUCUGAAGACUGUUAUCAUGAAGGCUGUGUGUGGCUGCCUCAGGGACCAUCCUAGGUCACCUGCUGGGCUCACAACUUAUGGCCAGAAGGACCAUCUAGCAGAUCCCAUGGGAAACAGCAACAUUCCCGUUCAUCCUUGGCCACAGGCUGCAGACCCAGUGCUGGCCCUUGCCUGAGUUAGAGGCCUGUCACCGGCCCUAGCCCCUUCUGCUGUCUUCCUUGUCUGAGCCAAUUCCAGGUGUGAGAAUUGACCAGGCUAGGGGUCAGGAAAGACUUUAAGGACCCAGGAGGGACCAAGCUACAGGGAUCAAGCACAAAGGGCUGUUUUUCCUGCAGUGUUUCUGUGCAGUGAAAAUAACCCCAGUCCGCUAAGGGCAGGAGUGAAUGGAUUGCUGGAAUUUCCCAAGCUCCUUGUAUCCUGAUGUUGUCAGGAUAUAAGUUCCCAUCCCAAAAGUGGGAGAAAUUUAACCUCUUGUGGUGAAAUGAGCCCAGCUCUGGGCUUUCCAAGAGGAGAGCUCAGGUCAGGUUCCUUGUGAUAUGAAAAAGAGGUCAUCAUUGGGGCAGUGGGAACCCCAGACCUUUUCAUAUGACUGUUUGAGAACUUAACACAUUUGUGGCCUUGUGCUGGAAUUCCAGGGCACUCCAGUGGGCCCAGAGCACUUGGUAUUCCUGACAGAUGUGUUGAUCUGUGUCAUCUCCCAAGGACUUCCACUUCCUUGGGAGAGAGGUCAUCUUUGUAGGGAAGACAUCCCUGCAAGAGCUGAGAUGUGGUUUUUUAAUGUUUCUUCCUUUUCUGUUGGGAAGAAACGUUCUUUGGCGAUUCUUCUCUGCCUUUGGAGAUGAUCAAAAGCAUCUUCAUUGAUCUUUUGAAACAAAAGCCUGUCUGAAGCCAGUUCAUACUUGGGAAACAGCUGGGCUUAGAGGAGGAGAAUGCCAAAGAUUAAUCCUUGGGUCCUGCUGCAGCUCCUUUCUGCGUAAAUGAGGGCUACAGAGAGGGCUCUUCCCUGGUGAACGUACAGCUCAAGAUAGGGAAGCAUGAGUCCCUCUGUUUAUAAGAGAGGCAGGUAGGUAACCCAAGCUGAGCUCUGGGAAAGGUGCUUUGGAGAUGUAAAUCGAGGAGCGCACCCUUGCGGUCUCCAACCUUACAUUCCCUCGCCUCGCAGGGCCGCUGAGUCCUAGGGUUGGAGGAAUCUUUGUAUUCAUCUGACUUUUCUCAUUUUGCAGAAUGAGUUGGAUGGGCAGGUAUUGGAUGCCUCUGCUUACUGCUGUUUCCAUCCCAUCAUGGAGGAGAUGCCUCCUAGAGUGUGUGAGGGAACAACUCUGAACCCUGGGAAAGUGUGAGAAAUUCCCAGAAACAUAAACAUAAACAUACUAUUUGAGACCCAGGUAUCAGGGACUGUCUCAGUCACUCUGACAUGAUAAACGAAAGGUCAGGAUCAAGGUUUUGUAUUAUCUAAGACUGCUUGGUUGGUUCCCCUGUUUUAAUUACUCUGAAAUGGAUCUACAAUCUAUAACUAAUACUGGUACAGUAUCUCUUACCUGAUUCUGCCCGCUCCCCCCCCCAUUGAUUUUAAUUAAUUAAGAGUAUUUGAGCUAUUAUUCCCUCAGCUUAUUUUUUUAGAAUUGAUUCUUCAGGUGAUAGUCAGGGCUGUAGAGCUGGAUCUUUGGAAACCCACGAGAAAUACGAGAGCCGAGGCUGAUGACAUGCCUUAGAAGCUUUGAAUGUAAUAAAGUGGUGUUUGGUGGUCUUUCUUGCAUCGCAGUGCAUGUAGAAAACGUUACUCAUCUAUCACGCUGGAGUCAACCAAUGAGGCGCCCACCAUGGGAGGCUACUGCCCAGGGCCUCUGGAUGCUCAGGCCCCACCCAGCCACCCCCAGGGGGUUCAGAUUUCAGCAGACAUAUAGCCCAUGUGAAGACUGCUAUGGUGCAGCACUCCCUUGGGAAGCUUUUCAUAAAGAAUUCUCAGACUGAUAAGAUGUCCUUCUGGGCUUUGCUUCAGGAUAAUCUGAGGAUGGGGGUUAGGGAGAGGGGCAGGAGGUACGAGUGAAAGGGUAAGCCACAUGCGGAUAAUUAGGGAAACAGUGACGGUAAUGUGAGGGUUCAUUAUAUUAUUCUUUCUACUGUUGAUUAUGCUCGAGCGUUUCUAUAAUGAAGAGUUUUAAGAAUGAAACAAAAACAGCUGAGGCCAGCAAUGGGCACUGUCCAGUGGAUUUUAUUCCUGUUAAAUAGGGGUAGGAGUUACAGGAGGUGUGGAUUUGAGGUUGUUGUAGAAUAAGGAAUUCGACUGGCCUUUGUCCAUGGUUCCUGGUGGGGAGACUCUCAAUUCUUGGAAUUUCCCAAGUAGUAGGAAUGUCUUUGUUAUUCAUGAGCCCCUGGAUCACACUUGAGUUUAUGCUCAGAGUUGAGAUGACUCAAGAUUGGGGCUGGUCAUCAGAAAGACCAACCAUGAGAUUAGAGGGUUGGGACUUUGAGCCAGCCUGACCUCCAGGGAGGGGAGAGGGACUGGAGAUUGAAUUGAAUCGAGUGGCCAAUGAUUCAAUCAGUUAUGCCUAUGUGACGAAACCCUGAUAAAACCUCUGGACACUGAGGCUCCACUGAACACAUUUGAUGAGCCAGGAAGGUGGUGCACCCUGAUUCCACAGGGAGAGGGCAUGGAAGCUCUGUAUUUCGGUCCCUCCUAGACCUCACUCUCUGUCUUUCCAUUUGGCUGUUCUUGGUUUGUAUCCUUGACAAUAAAACUGUAAUCAUAAGUAUA